CACAAAUAGUCUGGCCGUCUGGGUCAUACCCAACAUGGUUAGCAUUUACCAAUGUUAUCUGAAGCUCCAUGCAUAGUACUGAAGUCUGAUUCGUAUUCUGCAGUAGUAGUAUUUUCUACAGCCAUAGCAUGGAAACUGAGAUGGGCCUCCAAGCGGCUAGAUGCACAGGCAUGCUCAGGAUCAUCACUUGUACUAUGGAUCACCGCUGAUGUAUAUUGGACAUCCAUAACAGCAGGAGCCGCCAAGAUCAGUUGCGGCGUAUCAUGGGACAAAGAUUUUUCCAUCACCCUAAUGGGGCGUACGGAAUCAGAGAUGCAUCCCGUCAUGGCCGUUGCAGAGAUCAUUAAGGAAGAUGAAUUCCGCCGUGCCGACUGUCCGUUCGGAUGCAUGGCGUCCUGCUCGUACCUGUCGCUGGGAUGCAUGUUGCGGCUGCAAUUAGGAAUUGAGAAGGAGACGUGCGGGGAUUAGCACAACUGCUUUGGUUGGGGGGUUAUUAGCAAAUAAGCAGGCAUAACUAAAAGCUGGUGCGGGCGUGUUUUCGCAACUCCAUGCAGAUUUUUAUCGCGUGCGUGGAAUGGGGGAUCGGCCGGUCGAAAGUCAACGGAUAGAGGGAUUCACAAAUCAUCGCAGAUGCAUUAGAUACUACGCCUUGAAUAAAACCCCUAGUUACCCUUAAAAAAAACUCUGAACAAAAACCUCUUAAGAAAACUCAGGACAAAACGAGCGAAGCGUCCUGCACUGUAAAAAAAAAAACCCGCAGAGAAGCAAGCCCGGCCUCGAAACCCUAGUUCGCAGCUCUCCUCCCAUUGAGAAUUCUGCGGCGAUGGCGUCAGCCAUGCCCAUGGAUGCGGGGAUCGGGAAACAGCGGCGGCACGACAAGUUCGACCUCCUUGCGAAGGAGCAAGGGUACCGAAGUCGCGCGGCCUUCAAGCUGCUCCAGCUCGACACGCUCUUCCGUUUUCUCCCGACGGCUCGCGCGGUGCUUGAUCUCUGCGCCGCGCCUGGGGGGUGGGUCCAGGUGGCCGUCAGCCGCGCCGCCCCCGGCGCCUUCGUCGUCGGUGUCGACCUCGCUCCCAUCCGCCCCAUCAGCGGCGCUCUCUCUCUCAAGGAAGACAUAACUGCCAGUGCCAGGUGCGGCGCCGCCGUGCGGCGGCUCAUGGAUUCAAGGGGCGUCGCAUCAUUUGAAGUCGUCCUCCACGACGGUGCUGGACGAAAGAAAAAGUGCGGUGGCACCGGUGCAUCGGCUGCGCAGGAGGCCACCACCACGCAGUCAGCGCUUGUCAUGGACGCCGUGCGCCUAGCUACCAUGUUCCUCGCCCCCAAUGGCACCUUCAUCACUAAGUUCUUCAGGUGUCAAGAUUACAACGCUAUAAUGUUCUGCCUGAAACAGCUAUUUGAGCGUGUCCAUCUGAGUAGACCUGUAGCAAGUCGGUGCACGCCUGCUGAAAUUUAUGUUAUCUGUCUGAGAUAUAAAGCCCCCGCAAACAUUCAACCAGAACUUCUUGAUUUGAAGCACUUGCACUUGAUGAGUGUGGAUGCAGAGAAGAGCAAGCGGCAGGAAAGCACAGAAUUCUGGAAAACUGGUCUAGCAUCAGAUUUUAUAUGGUCUGAGGCCCAGACACCACUGGACUUUCUUGGUUCUUUUUUGACAAUUUCAUUUGACGAUCCAGCAUCUCUGCCUAUGAAGAAUCAUGAGCUUACUACAGAUGAGAUAAAAGACCUUUGUGAAUAUUUGUUUGUGCUGCGUGAAAAUGGCUACAAUCAUCUCUUGAAAUGGCGCAUGCGCAUAAGGAAAGCACUGUUGUCAUGUUCACAAGUGACACUAAAGGCUGAUGGGACUGUGACGGACAGCAAGGGCAGUGAUGAUGACCAACUUUUACACGAAGUGGAAGAUUUGAAGAAUAUUGUUGAUACAAAGAGAAUGAAAGUGAAGCAUCAAUCAAGGCCUCAUGCAAAGGGUAAAGCACACAAGACAUCAGGAAUGCAAAUUGGUGCCACAGAAGAUGGUUAUGGUGAUCCUGACUUGUUUCCUAUUUGUGCUAUUGAGGGCGAAAAAGAACUUCAUGCUGCUGAGUCACCACUGCUUGAUUUGGAAGAAGACAUUAGAAACAGUGAGAACGAAGAAACUCAGGCUCUUGAGGACUCUGGUGAGGAAAUGGAUUAUGAUCAAGAACAACAGAGGUAUGGCGCUCAGGUCAAGGGGAUUCUUGAUGAAGCUCAGGUGCCCUUUGGGACUGAAAAGUGUGGAGAAGUCAAACGUCCGAGCAAACAUGCAAAGCGUACCAAUCCCUAUGGCAAUACAGAGGUAAUAUCGAGCCUAGUUUACAUGAUCAUUAGUCCGAAGAAGGAUUGAUAAUAAGAGAUGAUGGGCCCUGCGAAGGGUCCAUGGAUUGUAAUGUGAAGGUAUUGGUGGAUCCACAGAUGGACAACAGGUCUAGCGGGCCGGUUCAGGGAAGAAGGAUGGGUAGUGGAGACUCCCCCAAAGGAGGAAAAGCGAAGAAGGGCGCUGGUGGC
Molecule: messenger RNA, 2514 nt
Organism: Hordeum vulgare subsp. vulgare (domesticated barley)
Lineage: Eukaryota; Viridiplantae; Streptophyta; Magnoliopsida; Poales; Poaceae
Product: adoMet-dependent rRNA methyltransferase spb1-like
Exons: 9
Coding region: 824-2353 (509 amino acids)
Biological process (GO): maturation of LSU-rRNA from tricistronic rRNA transcript (SSU-rRNA, 5.8S rRNA, LSU-rRNA); maturation of 5.8S rRNA from tricistronic rRNA transcript (SSU-rRNA, 5.8S rRNA, LSU-rRNA); rRNA methylation
Cellular component (GO): preribosome, large subunit precursor; nucleolus
Molecular function (GO): rRNA (uridine-2'-O-ribose)-methyltransferase activity; rRNA (guanine) methyltransferase activity
Source: RefSeq, a predicted model, not a curated record